CACUUGUUGUGUAAACUGCAGUCAACAGCGCAGCGCGUCUGCUGUUUCCAUUUUGUAAUUCAGGAGCCAGCAACUGAUCAUGCUGGUAAACACGCUCAUUUUGUUCGCUUCCUGUUGACUGUAAAUUCAUUGUCAGUAUCAUGAUUUAGGCUUGCUGUUUCCACUUUUCACAAUUUCCUUCCAGCCUGAAUGUGCUAUAACGGGCUAGCACACAACGUGGCUAACGUAGAGAAUAAAGCAAGCGUUUUUGUUGUAAUUUUACACUCUGUGGUGAAUAAGCCAUGGAUUCUCGUGUUUUCUCUCUAACACCCCGUCCAUCGUCGUGUACAAUUAUGCCAAUACAUCUGCGUAUUUGUUGACCAGAAUUACUUCUAAUAAUUAUGAGUAUCCUAUCAUUACGCAUUGGCAUUACCGUGCAAAUUGCCAUUCCCUCACGACCCAGCACCUCCAACGCAGACUGGGCUGCAGACCGGCGCCGUGCCGAGCUACAGGACUCGAUUGGUCCGCUGCAACCGGGAUUUCCCUGCUUCCUGACCGACACCUGCCUGGGACGGGGUGGGCAAACGGCAGCCGGCGUGUAUGUCGGAAUAAAUGGCGUCACGAAGGAAUUUGUAGCGGUUAAACGGCUGCCUGCGGACAGCCAGCAGGUGGUAGACAGCACUCUGGCUGAAUACCAUCUUAUAAAGAGCAUACCGCAUACCAAUCUAGUGAGAUAUUUUGGACUACAGCUCAACGUAUUUGCCGCUCUUCCCGGACUUCACAUCGGACAGCGGGAUGAGUUGUGGUUAAUCAUGGAGCUGUGUCAAAGAGACAAUCUAAAGGAUUUGGCCAAGAGAAAACUGGCUUUUGAGGAAAUAGUGGAUAUCGCUCAGCAAGUCCUCCGCGGUCUCCACCACUUGCACGUGAACGGGAUUGUUCACCGUGACCUUAAGUGCCAAAAUGUUCUAGUGGGCAUGGACGGCACUAUAAAGCUAGCGGAUUUCGGUUUAAUCAAGCAGUUAGAAGGGACCAUGACACGGACCAAUGAGUUGCAGCCCGAUACGGGCACACUGCGCUACAUGGCCCCCGAAGUAGUUCUCGAAGACGCCAACAGAGAGUACAAAAUAGGUCGCCUAAGCGAUAUAUGGAGCUUUGGAUGUAUGUUGCCGGAAAUGCUGACCGGAAAUGAUCCCGAAUAUGUGAUUGAAUUUACCAACAUCGCCAAGGCAGUCUUGCAUAUUAUUCAAGGGAAUGGUCCGCUGUUCCCGUCAGGACUAUCCGAUCGGUUCUCUCCAGAACAGAUCCGGGUACUCCAACAGGUUUUUCGACGAUGCAUCGUCAAGGAGCCGGAUAAUCGGCCCCACGCAAUAGACUUGCUCAAUUUUUUCGAAAGCAUUUCUUCACGAGCGAAGCCGCAGACAGCUGACGUGGAUGAGUUGGCCCAGGCAGUGCGUUCGUGGAAUAUAAACGGCAACACUCGGCACUGGGCGUCGCAGUCAGCUUCUUUCGAUGGCGGCGGCGGCGGUGGAAUUCUGGGUAGUGUGCGGAAACUGCUGAGAAAUGCCGGCAGAAUGAAAAUCAUCCCUGUUACCGAGCGAGAAGUCGCCAAAUUCCGGUAUCUACCAUUUAAAUACCCGCGUUACAUUAUGGUUCUUACAAACGACCCAAAAACGUUCAUUAGGCAGUUCAUCAAUGAGCAUUAUGAUCUGGAUGAAGCAAAUAACCGCAUUCCUUUCGGCAUUCUUCUGGAGUCAGAUGAUAGAGACCUCGUGCCACCGGAAAGCAGAAUGAAUGCUCGCACGGGUACGCUGGAAAGCACACAGGAUCUAUCGUUUCACACGCUGAUCGUAUGGCCCAAUGGCGCGGCGUGUCGCCGGGACAUGUGGACCACGAAGGAUCAGCUGGAACGUGUGUUUUCCGUUUCGGCCGUUCAAGUAAUCGUUGUUGGCCCAGUGCUGACCAAAGAAUUUCAGAAAGCACGUACCCACUGGAAAGGUUUGGUUCGAGAUGCGGAGAAUGUUGGACGCCUUAUUGGAUCGCCGCCAUCCGUUGCCUGUCGCAGUGCCUAAUUGUCGUCGAUUGUCUCGCCUUAGUAUGUAAUCUCAUUGUACCGAAUUAUGAUAGUUUUCUUAAGAAAUCAUGUUGCAUUCCCAUUUCCCAAACAAGUUUUUCAUUUACUGGCAUACUGCUCAUAGAUCGCAUUAAUUUUCGCAUCAAACCUUGACUGCAGCAUACCAGCGCUCCUUUUUGAAUCCCAGCAUCAUAAACACUGUACUUUGUUUUUAUACCAAUUUUUUAUCGUUAUCACUUGUGAGGAGGAGUGGCCUCUCCGUUCACCCGCGCACAGGCGGCUGCUAGGUUGUUUUGCUGUUUUUGCCGUGUUUUUCUCCAUCUACCAGAUUCUAAAUCUGGUAGAUUCUUUAGUUGCUAGAUUUCGUCGUCUGAGUUGGAUGCUUAUUCCUUUUUGCCCCGCAGCAAGGUGCUGCGAUGGCCUUUGAUGUGUUGUACGUGAGAAAGAUAAA
Messenger RNA from Paramacrobiotus metropolitanus, 2501 nucleotides. Its product is annotated as serine/threonine-protein kinase 25-like. The coding region runs from base 381 to 2048 and encodes 555 amino acids. Gene Ontology annotation, molecular function: ATP binding; protein kinase activity. Lineage: Eukaryota; Metazoa; Tardigrada; Eutardigrada; Parachela; Macrobiotidae. The record is from RefSeq and is a predicted model, not a curated record. The transcript has 7 exons. Gene Ontology annotation, biological process: protein phosphorylation.